Molecule: messenger RNA, 5244 nt
Organism: Sardina pilchardus (European sardine)
Lineage: Eukaryota; Metazoa; Chordata; Actinopteri; Clupeiformes; Clupeidae
Exons: 25
Coding region: 202-3069 (955 amino acids)
Cellular component (GO): nucleus
Molecular function (GO): RNA binding; zinc ion binding
Source: RefSeq, a predicted model, not a curated record
AGGUUAUUGAAUUAUUGCCCUGAAUGAAAUGUGUGAUAUACCAGAACACGUCAGGAAGUGCUCCCUAGCAUCUAGAUUUCCAUCUACGUUAACGGCUACGUUUUGUAACAUUAACGUCAAUACAUUGGCAGAAUUGCUAGCCAGCUUGCCGUGUGGGACCCUGCAUUGUUAACAUUAGUCCUUGACCCCAGCAGUGACGUGAUGGACAGUGCGGAGGACACUGCCGCUGCGGACGCCCCGCCCCCCGUGCCCACCUCCAGCCUGUUUGCUGAGCUGGGAUUGGCUCCGGAGGACGUAGACGCUCUUGCUCAAAUCCCCGAGAACGAGAUCAGCAUCGAGACCCUCCCCUACCUCAUCAUGCAGCUCAAGGCUAAGAAGGCUAGCAUCCCAACACCCACAACAACCAAGUCUGAUACCGAUGCUCGACGUGCUGACGACAGUAACAACUCCACCUCCUCCUCUCGCCAUGACGACACCCACACGCCCAGCGGUGGACCUUCUUCUUCCUCCGCAACAUCCCGACCGUGGAAGUCGCCGUCAGGGACGCCCCGUAUUCAAAAAGACGAUGACGCCUAUCACAAGACCAGGAGGGAUUACAGUCGCUUCAUCAAGAGUCUAAGAGACAAGUGGUACCCCAAAAGCCUCCCCAAGAUGCCCUUUAAUUAUCAGGUGUCUGAUUUCCAUGGCAACGUACCUCACACCUUCCCCCACACCUGCGGCCUGUGCCACUGCAGGGUCAACUCCAAAACGACGUGGAAAGACCAUCUCCGUGGUGUCCGCCAUGAUUGCUCCAAGAAGGAGCUCUUAAGACUAUUUCCCAGCUGGGAUCCCUACCAGCAAGGAGCGUCAUCCCAAUCCCUCUAUCCAAAUGAUACAGACCGCAGACCUGGACGUUCCCUCAAACACCCGAGCCGUAACACAGGUGGAGCGCUCCCCAGCUCGGACAUGUCCAUCCCCAAGAGGGUGCUGUCAGGCCCACAGAAGCCUCUGCAGCGUCCUGUCUUUAGAACCAGAGUGGUGGUCACCAAGUUCCCUUUGGGUUCUGUAACAGUCAGAGACUUGCUAGAACUGGCAGAACCGUUUGGAACAGUUGUCAAGCACCUGGUGUUCCCCUCCAAGGGUUUUUUGGAGUUCAGCUCUCACACUGAGGCCCAUGCUAUGGUAUCACAUUUCUACGACAAGCUGGAUUUCACCAAGCAACACAAGAUCUACGUCUACCUCUCCCCAAACGUUGCCAGUAUACAGAUCCCUGGAGGCGGGGAUUCCAGAAGUCAAUCCAGGAGCUCGAAGACUGGCGCAGUUCUCUUCACCCGCCUGCCCGACAAGAAGGACACCGAAGAGAAGGUUCUAGAAGUCGUCAAGAUGUUUGGUGACGUGCGGCGCUCCAAGUUCAGUGGCUCAGAGGCCCAGGUUGAGAUGGUGGACCGGGAGGAUGCUCGCCUGAUGGUGAAGUACUACUACGACCGCCCGCUCAAGAUCCUGGGAACCAAGGUCAAGGUGACCAUGCUGCCGGACCCCAAGCACUCUUUGCGUGACAGUCCCGAGAGGAGCCACAGCGGGAGCCGGCACAAGAGCGAAGACCAGACCAAGCCGCCUUCAUCAUCCUCAUCCUCAAAGGACAAAAGUGGGGACGCCACAGACAGCUCGACACCAAGUGCUCCGGUAGAGCAGGUCAGCGACGAGACUCGAUUGGAGGAGAAGCCAGCAAAGGGCGGGCCUCGCGGAGAGGCCAGCCAACCAGACGCAGAGUGGGCGGACCUACGGGAGGAAGACCUGGACCCUGAGGAUGUGGAGGAGAUGGAGCUCGGCGAGGAAGAGGAGGAUUUGGACGAGGAAGACGGGAUUCCUGUGGAGGAUGAGCGCGGGCUGGUGGAGGAGGAAGGCUCUGAUGAGCCCACGGAGGUCACCGAGGGGUCAGAGGUCACGCAUGGCGAGGAGAGGGCGGAGCCAUCAGAAGGCCCAGCCCCUGAUGCUGCUGGGACAGCCCAACCUGAGCAGGCCUCAGGAGAUGAAGACAACCAGCAGGAGGACGCAGAGAUGUCGGACUUCCCUGAUAACCUGGAUGACUUUGUGACGUUAGAUGAGCUGGACUCGGGCACCGACAUGCUUGAAACUAACGACUUCCAGGGUGGCAAGGUUAUUCUGGUCCGACCUGUGAAGGGGUACGCGCCUGAAGAGGCACUGCGCAAGCUGGCGACGCCGUUUGGGAAGGUGAUCAACCACACCAUCUCACGCUACCGGCAGGAGGCCCUGCUGGAGCUGGAGACUGAGGAGCAGGUGAAGGAGAUGGUGGCGUUCUACAAGGGUUCUAAAGAUGGGGCCAUCAUCAACGGGAGGCCCGUCACUGUCAGCCUGUGCCGGACACUCAAGGAACUAGAGGGUCCCAGUGGCUGUUCCAUCUACAUCAGUAACCUGCCGAUGGGGAAGUUCUCAGACAUCGCGCUGCUGUGGAUGGCCAGGCCCUUUGGGUCCGUGAAGGCAUACCGCAUCAACAGAGGACCGCGCAGUUGCUACGUGCAGUUCCACCGGCCGGAGGCGGCCGAGAAGAUGCUGAAGAAGUACGGCACGCGGCCGCCCAAGUUCAAAGGUGCCAUCCUCACCGUGUGCCCCUGCCGCAAGCCCGACUCCACCAUCUCUUGGAUAACCCCAAGCAUACAGCUGGGGGCGGCAGAGGGGAAGGAGUUGGAGGAGAACGGAGGAGAGGAGAGAGAGAGGCGUGGCUCCAAGAGAAAGAGAGAGGAGUCCACAGAGCUGGAGGGGCGGUGUGGGGACCCGGCUCCCGUGGAGCCAGAAGAGGGGGAUGAGAAAGAGAAGAAGGAGAAAGAGAGUGAAGAAGCGGAGGAGUGUGUCGAUCAGCCCGGAACCCCAGUGGGUGUGGACUACAUAGUCCCGGCCAGUGGGUUCUUCUGUAAGCUGUGUAACGUGUUCUACACCAGAGAAUCCACCGCCAAGUCUCAACACUGCAGCAGCACCGAGCACCACAAGAACCUCAAGGCCCGAGAGAAGAGGAGACGGUCCAGCAGCGCCUCCAGUCCCAAGGCCAGCGAGCGGUCAAAGCCUGACCCCUGACCCCCGAACUCCGACCCCGCCACAUCCUCCUCCUGAUUGGCUACCGGAAAGAUCACACACGCACACAAAGGACUGGUCUCCAGAGAAACACACACACAAACACACACAAGCACACACAAACAUACACAAACACACACAGGACUUGUCUUCAGAGAAUCUCUCUCUCUCUCUCUCUCUCUCUCUCUCACACACACACACACACACACACACACACACACACACACACACACACACACACACACACACACACGCACACACACACACACACGCACACACACACACACACGCACACACAGAACUGGUCUGCAGAGAAUCUCUCUCACACACACACACACACACACAGGACUGGUCUCCACACACACACACACACACACACAAACGCUCACGCACAAAACACACACACAGAGGACAGUUUGGGCCUGAUGAACUGAUGCCCCACCUCAGAAAUACCAACAUGAACUAGAAAUCCCUCCUACCAUUUUGGGCUUAGCAAAAGCCUUGAGCCUGCCUGCCUGCGUGUGUGCGUGCGUGUGUGCGUGUGUGUGUGUGUGCGUGCGUGUGUGCGUGCGUGUGUGCGUGCGUGUCUAACCACAGUGUGUGUGUACUCUGCAUUUGGCUUUUGUUCUGUUAAAGAUCAAAUUUCUCAAAGUAUGAAUGUGUCAGUCGGCUUGUUCGGUCUGUGUUUUACAGAUUUGUGUAAGAUCUUGGGGAGCACCCCACACACACAUACACACACACACAGAGAUACACACUUAUUAUAUACAUUAUUUCAUUCAACUUUACAAGUCAAGUUUCAUGAGGAAUUACAAUUCCUAAAUAAUAAAGUAGAUCACUAGGUGUGGUGAGGUGUGACACAGACAGAGAGACACACACACACACAUUCACACACACACACACACACACACACACACACACACACACACACACACACACACACACACACACACACACACACACACACACACACACACAGACACAGACACAGACACAGACACACACAGACAGGUCAGGUGCAGAAGCACAAACAACAGAAGUUGUUUGUUUAUGUCUGCCUAUCAGCUUCUGAACAGCUCUACAGAUCAACACACACACAAACACACACAUGGUUUUGCUGCAGUUGUGAGUGUAGUUGAACCUUCCCUCCACCCCCACCAUUCCAUUGAGUAUGUAUGUGAAUGUCUUCAGUGUCAUAUGCUUGAACAUUCCAUACGUGUGUGCCUGCGUGUGUGUGUGUGUGUGUGUGUGUGUGUGUGUGUGUGUGUGUUUUUGUCUGUGUGUGUGUGUUGCUAGAAUAGCAGCUCAGUAUAAAACACUUUGUAUGUAUAAAACUGAGCAAAUGAGUUGAUUUACUUUAAAAGAAAAAGGAAAAAGAGAAAUUUGAGUUUAUUAAGGAAACUUCACGUUUUUGUUGUUGUUGUUGUUGUUUGUUUGUUUUGCCUUGUACAUAAAUACAGUAGAGGCCUUAUGCGCAGUUUUGAGAUGGCAGAAGAAAUGGCAGUGAACAUGAUGUGUUUUUUAACCAGACGCUUGGAAACAUGAUGUGUGUGUGUGUGUGUGUGUGUGUUUUUAAUCAGAUGCUAGGUAACCGAUGUUGGGAUAGGAAUAACGAUGUGUGUUUGUGUGUGUGUGUUUUUAAAUGGACACUAGCUCAGUCAGGAGGAUUAUUGUGUGUGUGUGUGUGUGUGUGUGUGUGUGUGUGACAUCAGCCAAGUGAUGUUGGUCAGAAUGAAUUGCUGCUCAUAACGAACCAGAGCGCUCAGACGGACCAUGACAACACCAAGACGAAACGGGACAACUGUGUGUGUGUGUGUCCCGUCUACAGAUGGACAUCCUCCUGGAAAACACACCCAAACACUCGUGUGGUCUGACCUCUGACCUCUGCGGUGGGACAACAGCAAACCCCGCCCCCUCAUUAGUCACGCCCCCUUUCCCGGGGCAUCAUCUGUACAGACGAGAUGGAAGUCUCUGGAACAUUUGUAGAGAACAGAUACACCGCAAAGGUCAAAGUUAGUUUGUUUUUAUUUGUUUGGUUAUUUUUGUUUUUGUUUUUGUUUCCUAAUUUUCAUUCCUGCCCACACCGUUAAAUUGUCUGCUGCUUCUGCUUCUUUGAGUUUGUCUGCAGUUCUUGUGUUCCUGGUUUCUCAACGCAGACUAUUAAAAGUACAGACAAAGCUA